This is a messenger RNA of Aedes aegypti (yellow fever mosquito), 1353 nucleotides long. RefSeq names its product chitinase domain-containing protein 1. Gene Ontology annotation, cellular component: extracellular region. Bases 119 to 1312 code for a protein of 397 amino acids. The transcript is spliced from 4 exons. The record is from RefSeq and is a predicted model, not a curated record. Lineage: Eukaryota; Metazoa; Arthropoda; Insecta; Diptera; Culicidae. Gene Ontology annotation, biological process: carbohydrate metabolic process. Gene Ontology annotation, molecular function: chitin binding; oligosaccharide binding.
GCAGGCUGGUCAGUUUCAGCUGACAAUUUGUCGCACCAACACUCUGUACGAGCUCAAGUAGCGAUAAGGGUUUCCUCUAAUUCAUAGCAAUUUGAUAAAACAUAUUUUGGUGAUAAAAAUGAGACAAAUUUUCGCAUUUCUAGCGUUAUUGCUAGCUCUGGUUCAGAUUUCCGGUGGCACUCUGACGCCAUCGGAUGUCAAGGGGAAAGGUAAGAAGGUGAAGGAGCUGAAAGUGAAGCAAGGACCGCAACCGUCCAGUGUCUUUGAUCGGGGUCUAAUUCAGGAGGAACCAUCCGCCAAGGAUAUCCUGGUGGAGAGUGGUGCAUAUUACGAGGAGACGGCACUGAAAAACUUCAAGGGGACGGUGUUGGGGUAUGUCACACCGUGGAAUAAUCACGGAUAUGACGUGGCCAAAAUUUGGGGAGGUAAAUUCAACUAUGUUUCACCGGUCUGGUUGCAAGUAUUGCGGAAAGGACCAAAGCAAUACGAGCUGGGUGGAGCGCACGAUAUCGAUGCCGGCUGGGUGAAAGAUGUAAAGAAGGCAGGAGAGGCGAUCAAUAACAAAGUCGUUCCCCGCGUCCUGUUCGACAAAUUUACCGACAAGGAUUUCUCCCAGCUGCUGACCUACAGCGAGGAGCGUACGAUCGCAGCCAAGCUGAUCCUCAACACGGUCCGAAAGUACAAAUUUGACGGAAUCGUCCUGGAGGUGUGGUCCCAGCUGGCAGCGCGAGUCGACGACGAAUACCUGGUCGGGCUGGUCAAGGAGAUCUGCGAAACCCUGACGGGGGCUAACUUUGCUUGCAUUUUGGUUAUUCCUCCGGCACGGAAGGAAACCUACGAUCUGUUCUCCCGGCGCCAUUUUGAAUCGCUGGUUCCGGUGGUAACGGCCUUUUCGUUGAUGACCUACGAUUACUCGAGCAUCCAGCGGCCGGGUGCUUGUGCUCCGCUGUAUUGGGUGAAGAACGCCGUGCAGCACAUUUGUCCGGAUACGGCGGAGGACGUGAAGGAGAAACGGGCGAAGAUUCUGUUGGGGUUGAAUCUGUAUGGAAGCGAUUACACUCCCAACGGUGGACAGCCGAUCGUGAGCCAUGAGUAUUUGGCCUUGCUCAAACAUUUGAAGGGUCACCUGACAUUCGAUGACCACGAUGUGGAGAAUUUCUUUGAAGUGAAAACUUCCAAUGGACGGCAUAUGGUAUUCUACCCGACGUUGUUUUCCAUCAACGAACGACUCAAAUUGGCCAAGGACCUCGGCACAGGAAUUUCCCUGUGGGAAUUGGGGCAAGGGUUGGACUACUUCUAUGAUCUUUUCUAGUCAAGUUGAAUAAUUUUAUACCUACUAAUAACGAAGAAAAA